GUUCCCUCGACUCGAGCCCAUACUUGCGUCUUGCACUCUCUUACGCGGCUCCACCCGUCCGAGGCUAGAACAACGUAUCUGUCACGAUCAGGCAUUAACAUCUGGCACGCGCAGAUCCGACGUUGGAUUAGUCAUCAUGGCGCAUGCUGACGUGGACCAGGUAGACUACGGCGCGGACGACGAUGACCUCGAUCUCGCCAUGGAGGAGGACGACGCGGGGGCCGCUCCGGUCGCCGCUGCGCCGCCUGCUCCUAAACUAAGAUCUACGAUUGCGGGCGGAACAGCGGCCGCGGCAGCGGCGGCAUCAGCGGCGGCGGCGGAGGCGCGGCGGACGAAGGGGCGCGGGUUCCGCGAGGCCAUGGACGUGAAGCAGGAGGGCGGCGACCGCGUGGGGGGGCGCGGGUUCGAGUCGCUCGACGCCUCUGGCGGACCGGGCCCCCAGAGAUCUGUGGAGGGGUGGAUUGUGCUUGUAACGGGGGUGCACGAGGAGGCGCAGGAGGACGACGUGCAUGAGAUGUUUGCGGAGUUCGGGGAGAUCAAGAACCUCCAUCUCAACCUAGAUCGCCGCACAGGCUUCGUCAAGGGAUAUGCGCUGGUGGAGUACGAGAGCAGGCAGGAGGCAGCAGCAGCCAUUGAGAACCUCAACGGAGCGGAGCUGCUCACUCAACCGGUUGCUGUGAACUGGGCCUUCACCACAGGGCCACGGGGGAAACAGGGGGGAAGAAGGGAUAGGAGAAGCAAGCCACGAUAUUGACGACUACAAAUACUGAUAAUUUUGGAUUGUUAGCUACAUAGUUCUGCCUGCAAUUUCCUUGAUCCUGCUUGUGUACUAGGAGGAUUGUGCUUGUUUUGGAUGAGUGGGAUUAUAGAUUGUCUUUCUUGUCAAGGUAUAAGAGUUGGUGAAUUUCAUGUACAU
Molecule: messenger RNA, 916 nt
Organism: Closterium sp. NIES-67
Lineage: Eukaryota; Viridiplantae; Streptophyta; Zygnematophyceae; Desmidiales; Closteriaceae
Source: the annotation of a GenBank genome assembly